This is a messenger RNA of Sycon ciliatum, 2134 nucleotides long. RefSeq names its product serine/threonine-protein kinase Nek2-like. Gene Ontology annotation, molecular function: protein kinase activity; ATP binding. The coding region runs from base 85 to 1539 and encodes 484 amino acids. The transcript has 11 exons. Gene Ontology annotation, biological process: protein phosphorylation. Lineage: Eukaryota; Metazoa; Porifera; Calcarea; Leucosolenida; Sycettidae. The record is from RefSeq and is a predicted model, not a curated record.
GAUCAGUUUGAAGUUAUUCACUGUUCAGAGUGAACAGGUGAAAGAAACCCUCAAUCUCUCCGAUCGAUCAGCAACACCCACACCAUGCCGGCUGGAACACUCGAUGACUAUGAAGUGCUGAACACCAUCGGUAGUGGCUCGUAUGGCACAUGCAAGAAAAUCAAGAGAGUGCGGGAUGGCAAAAUUCUUGUUUGGAAAGAGAUUGCCUAUGGCAUCAUGUCAGAGGAUGAGCGUCGCAUGUUGGUUUCUGAAGUCAAUGUGCUGAGGGAACUUCGCCAUGAGCACAUUGUUCGCUAUCACGAUCGUGUUCAAGAUAAAACCACCAGCACUUUGUUCAUCGUCAUGGAAUAUUGCGAAGGAGGUGAUCUUGCCAAGCGAAUCGAUAGACGGAAGAAGCGCAGGCAGGGAGGUUUUGACGAGCCCUUUGUCUGGAGAGUCCUCUACCAACUUGCAUCUGCUCUCUCGCUAUGCCACCACCGUAAGCAAGGCGGCUCCAUCCUACACAGGGAUAUCAAGCCCGCCAAUGUCUUCUUGGACGACAAGGAGAACAUCAAGCUCGGUGACUUUGGCCUUGCACGUAUUCUCGGCCAUGACACAAGCAUGGCAAAGACGUUUGUUGGCACUCCAUACUACAUGUCGCCCGAACAAGUCUUACAUGACCGCUACAACGACAAGUCUGAUAUGUGGUCACUUGGCUGCCUGGUCUAUGAGCUCUGUUCACUCCGGCCUCCGUUCCAGGCGGCCAAUCAGAAGCUUCUAGCAUUGAAAAUCCGUGAAGGUCGUUUCCAGCCCUUACCGAGCACGUACUCCUCUGACCUGCGUUCACUUGUGGAGCAGCUGCUCACGGUUGAGGCUCAGGAACGGCCUAACAUUGAUACGAUACUGGCACAUCCACAGCUGAAGAGGCAGCAGCAGAUGCAACAACCUGCAGCUGAUGUUCAACAGCCACCGCAUCGACCAGCCAUAAAGCGAAAGGCAUCUGACCUUCAAGCCCCGGCAAAGGAGCCAGUCCGUGCCAUGAGUUCGGAGGAACGACAAGCCGCACUGGACCAGCGUGAACUUGACUUGCAAGUGCGCGCUGCAGAGCUGAAAGCGUGGGAAGCAAGGUUGAAGAUUCAAGAAGCUGAAGCCGAAGAUAAGCUAAGACGAGCUGAAACAAUUCUACGGCAGCAGCGGGCUGAGAGUCAUGGUCAGCUUCAGGUCCUAAAGCCAAGAGCAUCGCCACCAGUUGCACAUGCACCAGCGUUUGGAGAUGCUGGGUUUGACAUCUUCGUCGACGAAGAUUGUCGUGAGGCACAGAAUGCUGAUCUCAAGAAGCCACGUCGGGCUCUCUCUGCCCUGGACCCAGGAAAAGCAGGAGGCCUGAAGGCAAAGGCAGCUCGUAAUUUCCUUGUUCAGGGCAAGGAGAAUGCAUCGGCCCCGCCAGGUGCUGGCAAGUUUGCAGUGUUGGGUGGCCAGGAGAAUGCUGGGCUUCAGGCGAAACAUAAACAGCCGCAGGGUCUUGUUGAAAGGCAGCGGAAGCCACUUGCAUUCCGCUGAUAACCUCCUAUUUCCACGUGCCGAGAACUCUCUGCGUGAUAUUGGCUUCCUCAGCCAUUGGAGUUACUUGCCCUGGUAAUUCACUUAUGUGCAAAGCUAAUUCCGGGCCCGACCGGUCUGAAUGUGGCUUCUAACAAUCACACUGAUUUUUCAUAUUCUACCUAUUACUCGAAUAGUCCAUUUGUGUACACUGUCAAUAUAACUACUUGAUAUAUCAACAACACUGGAUUUGAUCCUAACGAUCCUGUAACACUUGCUGGUCUCCUACCUUAUUUCCUUCUUGUAUUUUUGUUUUUGUUUUUAUAAAUUUUUUUAAACUAUCCAGUGACUCCAACCAUUAGGUUUUUAAACAUCUGAAUUCGAUUUUGCUAGUGUUUUUAUGCUGGGGUUGUCUGUUUUUGAUUCUGUAUCUUGGUCGACCCACUUAUUUUCUCUUCUCUCGGCACUGUUUUGUUGUAGCAUGUCGCAUGUGUCAGUGUGCUAUGUUCAAGUUGCAUUGCUGCCCAUGUCUCAACUAUUCUCUCCUAGUUGCACCACAUCCUUGCUUCCUCUCCUUUACUUUAAAGGUAUAUUUGAAAAGAAACUUCGACUGAAA